This is a messenger RNA of Linum trigynum, 6433 nucleotides long. The record is from the annotation of a GenBank genome assembly. Lineage: Eukaryota; Viridiplantae; Streptophyta; Magnoliopsida; Malpighiales; Linaceae.
CAUAAGAAUAUUGUUGAAAAUAUAUAAAAAGAGAAACUCAUUUGGAAAAUUUUGCGAGUUAGUCUUAAAGUUUUAAUUCGACGUAACUAUAGAUCAAGAGAUCGUCACGACUCUCUUUAUUAAGUGCAAAAUAUGACAACCUCCUCUUUCAAAAUUAACAAAGCACAUUUAUCUCCAAAACCAACCAAUUUUUUUCCACUCAUGCAAGAAGUCAAUGAAGAAGCUGUAUCAAUUAUUCAAUUUCAACAUUCAAUUGAUCAUUUGGCUUGGCCUGCCUUCGUUUUCAGCUUCACCCUCUUCUUCUUCUGCCACAUUCUUCCUCAUAUGUCAGUACAAAUUCACAACCGCAGAUUUUGUUAACUAGCUUCCACCCAGCAGAAAAAAGACAAUCGGUUUUGGUUGGUUGGGGGAAGAACAGUUUGCCUUGGACUUGUCGCUGCUUCUGUCUACAACUACACACUCCCUGCUGGCUGAAUCUUUUUUUCUUCUUGUCUUUAGUUUUUUGGACAGAUUAAAUAUAAGGAAAACUUGCAGCAACAGCAAUGAACCAAAGAGGGCAGUGGCAUGACCAUGAAGGCUGAAGCUAGCUAGCUAGCGCCAUAAAGCCUCUUGUCAAUGAGACGUGAUGGAUUGCUUCAGUUGUGACCUGUUGGGCAUGUGACUCGGAUCUUACCGCGCCAAAGAAACAUCCCAAUGGCGCUCACGCAAGAGUUAGGCACGCGAGCAAGAACAGCGCCCGGAGGCUGCGCCCAGACACCGAACGACGACGCUUUGGUCAGAUGUUGACCUUGACUAAGAGACCAUGAAAGCGGCGCCGCGUCACUCAAAGAGUAGUCACCAUCAUAGUUCUAGGUAUAGUCAUGGCUAAAGGUCUUUUCCUAAGUAGGGAUGUGGCCUAUGCUUCUGACAUGUCAGUAGUCAUGUCACCAUGCCACCAUGUAACUCACCCACCACCAUGUAGCCUAUAAAUAUGGCAUUUACUCCGGUAGGUGAGGGGAUCGGAUUUUUCAGACUCUAUCUCUACGAAUUAUCAACUUCUCUCUCUAAGAUAUCACCCUCUCAACUCCAUUCAUUCUCUCCUUAGUUCUUCCGUUCAUAGCUGUUUCUUAUUGCUUACUCUCCUUGACCCAUCCUCUCGAGCCUCACUCCUACACCCAGUUAGGCUCAAACAAUCCAUUAAUGGUGACCCGAAACAGUGGAUUGCUUCGACGAGAUGGACGAUUAUAGAUCACGGUUGAGAUGUUGCAAAUUCAUGAAGUGUAGGGUGGAAAUCGAACGUUAGAUAUACGAUGAUUAUUUGAAUUUUGUUUUUUUUUUUGUCGAGUAUUUUAGUUCGAGUUAAGAAUAUGAUUCUGAGUUCGGGUUCCAAAUUCGUUUGUGUGGGGGUGUGAUGAGCGGAAUUUGUGGAGAUUGGUUCAUGAUUUAAACUUCAUCAUUGACGAUCAAUGAUUAGUAUAUGCAUGUAGCAUUAUUUUACUGGAAAAUGUACUAACUUUUUUUUAAGAGCGGACCAUAUGUGGAAAGUGAGGAGCAGAGAAGGGAUCUCGACCUUCUUGAAAAGCUUAGGGUCGAGUUUUAGUAUGAGGGCAAUGACUUGGUUCUUUAUCCUACGAUUCUGCUUGAUCUUUUUUGAGUUCAGAGUUGCUUAGUGGAUUUGCUCAAUAGUUAUGGACUUUGUGAUGAAAUAUGCGCACACGAUCGGAGUUUCUUGUCCAAUACAUUUAUUAAGAAAAAAGCACAGGCAUUACAUUGUAUGGUGAAAUGUGACUGUCUGCUCAUUUUUCAGAACGAGUCGGAUGCUCAAAAGUUUUAAUCAUAUAUGGCUCACUCUGAUCCCUAAAGUGGAUAACGUAGAGCACAUGAGGCAAUUGCGGCCGAUCAGCCUAUGCCAAUUCGCCUAUAAAAUUAUAACCAAAAUCAUGUCCGAGAGGCUUGCUAAGAUCCUCCCGGGUAUCAUAUCUGAGGGGCAAAAUGCCUUCAUACGGGACAAGCAGAUCAUCGAGAAUAUUCUCCUUGGCCACGAGUUAAUGCAUUAUUUAAAGAUCAAAACACGAGGAAAGAAGGGAUACAUGGCUCUAAAGGUUGACAUGGAAAAGGCCUAUGAUAGAGUCGAAUGGUCCUUUUUGCUUGCUGUUAUGAAUAAAAUGGGCUUUGACUCGGUUUGGCAAGGAUGGAUCCAUGAAUGUCUCCGUUCCUCGUCUUUCUCUGUGCUUAUGAAUGGCUCCCCAGCAGGGUACUUCUCACCAUCUCGAGGUUUGCGUCAAGGAGAUCCUUUAUCCCCUCUAUUGUUUGUGAUAUGUACAGAGGGGUUCGCAGCUCUCCUUCGUAAAGCAAUUGAUGAGGGGCGUCUGCAGGGUGUGAAGGUGGCGCCAAGAGCUCCCAGAAUUUCCCACUUAUUUUUUGCGGAUGAUUCGUACCUCUUUUUGAGAGGAACGCUCCAGGAGUGUGAGAAUCUGAUUGUGGUUUUAAAUGAGUAUGAGGAAUUGAGCGGCCAACGUGUCAAUUUGGAUAAAUCAGCAGUUUGUUUUAGCAAGAAUGUUACUUUGCCUGAUCAGGAAUUUCUGGCUGCGGUUUUGGGGGUGGGGGCGGUGGGUGUACAUGAUAAAUAUUUGGGGUUACCCACCUUGUUUGCCCGGUCCAAGAUGGCUACCUUCCGGUACUUGGAAGAAAAGCUCCUAGAACGCCUCAAAGGUUGGAAGCAGCGGACUUUGUCUUGGGCUGCGAAGGAAACUUUAAUCAAGUCCAUUGCUAUGGCGUUGCCUUUGCAUGUAAUGUCUUGCUUCAAACUUCCGGUGUCUCUAUGUCGUAUCUUGGAUAAGCAUGUGGCAAGAUUUUGGUGGGGGGUGACGGAGGAUAAUUUGAAGAUUCGUUGGGUUUCCUGGCGUAACAUGUGCCGGAGUAAACAUGAAGGGGGUUUGGGGUUUCGACGAUUCGAACAAUUUAAUCAGGCUCUGCUAGCCAAAAUUGGUUGGCAAAUCAUGACUGAUCCGCAGUCCCUUCUUGCCCAGGUCUACAAAGGAAAAUACUUCCCAACUGGGACCUUUCUUACCGCUACGGCCCGCUCUCGGCCUUCUUGGGGAUGGCAGAGCAUCCUCUUUGGCCGCCAGUUGUUGGCCAAGGGUCUGCGCUGGCAAAUUGGGAACGGUCAGACGGCCUCCGUGCUUAACUCCAAUUGGAUCCCUCCCUACCAAUUUGACCCCAUCCAGGCUAAUCCGGUAGUGCUACCGGAGGGUGGGGAUCCAAAGGUGGCGGAACUAAUUCGGACCGGGGAGGGACGCUGGUGUGACAGUAAAAUUAGCCACUGGUUUGAUCCCCCUACGUGUAAAGCCAUAAAAGCUAUACCCCUUCCACGGAGGAAUAUUGAGGAUAAGCUCAUCUGGCAUGCGACGGUGGAUGGGAUGUUCACGGUCAAAUCGGCUUAUCAUCUCGCAGUCACAUUAGACAGGAGGAGGGAAGGAUGGAGGUCUACUGUGAGCUGGAUGGAUAAGGACAGCUGGAUUCGUAUCUGGGAGGCAGAUAUCCCCCCAAAACUAAAAGUGUUUGUUUGGCAGAUCCUUUCUCGAGUUCUCCCUACUACGGAGGCACUCUUAGAGCGAAAGGUUCAGGUACAUCCCCGUUGCCCGGUGUGCUGGGAAAGUUCCGAAACUCUUGAGCAUCUGUUUCUCUACUGUCCGGUUGCUCGGGCCCUUUGGGAUUGCUCGGGCUUGGACUACCUGGGGGAGGCGUUGCCGCGCCAGACGUUUCCUUUGUUUCUUAAGAAGCUCUUGGCUUUGAUUAAUCAACCCACGGUGUUUAUGGCGGUGGUUGCCAUUCUUUGGAGGAUUUGGCGGUCUCGGAAUUGGGUGGUGUUCGAAGGGAAACAAUUUGGAAUCCCAGUGCUAAUGCGCCAAUUUGUCCAGCAGUUUGAGGAAUGGGUUCGGUUGCCUAAAGAGACGGUGGCGCGGCCAAUCCAGUCGGAUCCGGGACAGCAGCCCCUGGUUGGCCCUCCCCGUAUGGUCUGUAGGUGGGAUGGAGCUACGAAGGCUGGGUCCCAUUCUGCAGGGGGUGUGGUCCUGUUCCACCCGUUUGGGGAGAUCGCGAUGGUCAGGGGGUAUCAUUUCCCGGGCAUAGACAACCCCCAGGUGGUGGAGCUCCUUGCGCUCAGGGAGGCUGUGGGCUGGUGUGUUGAGCUAGGCUUCACGGACAUUGUGUUUGAGGGGGAUGCCAAAGUUAUCAUCGAGAAGAUCAAUAGAGGCGACCAGAGUGAUAGUCGGAUGGGUGCUGUUCUAGCAGAGCUAUUGCAAUAUUUUCGCAUCCAUUCGGGGUUUAGUAUUCGGUUCAUAGGUCGGCGUAGUAAUAGGGUAGCCCAUAUGGUGGCUAGGAAAGCCCUUUCUUUGUACCCUACCAUGAGCCGUUUCUUUGAUUUCCAGACCUGGCUGCUUUCCAGGGUGUAACUUUUAUUGAAUCUAUAUAUGAUUAUCUUUUGUAAAAAAAAAAAAAAGAAGGUGAAAUGUGACUAAUGAAAUUUGACUUUAAACAAUAGUUUGUUUUAUAAAGUUCAAGUGAUUUCUCUUCAAAAAAAAAAUAAAAUAAAUAAAGUUCAAGUGAUUCAACUCCUAAUAACCAACAAUUUGAUGUGAUUGAACUCAUUGCAUGACUCUUGUUUGUAGGACUCGUGUGCAUUUGCUCCCUCUGAGUCUUCACAAUCACAAUGACUAUCUCAUGCUUUACCAUUGAAUUAUAUAUGAUUCGGUUGAUAUUGGUAACCUGUUUUAGUUGCAAAUGAAGGCAUGUCGAUCUUCGUAUGGUUAUAGAAUAACUCGAUCAGGACUUAUUUCAAAAACAACACGAGCAACUUAAUUGGACUGGGAUUCAGUUGUACUUGGAUUAAAAAAAUAUGUAGAAAUUAUCCCAAAAAAUCCAAUGUAUUGGAGAAAUGGUAGUCCCCCAUAUUAUAUAUAUAUUAGAUGAGAAAAAUACAACAUAGGAUAAUUGUGAUUGAAAAGAAAGCAUCUGAGUUGUGAAAAAUAACUUAUAUAUGAUACACGAAUAUAGCAUGACUUAAGUUUAGAUGAAUGAUUUAUGCAUGAUAUGAGGAUAUAACAAGCCAGUAUCAUAUACUAAGGGCAAUGUUUGCUAUUGUCGGAAAAUAUUGAGCGUAAGUUCAUAUCUAAGUUUGCUUUCAUGAGAUAUUGGGGAAAAUCAAACUUUUAGUUCAUAAAAUGUUAAACCGAGUGUAACUGAAAAAGAUAAACGUGAGGGCAUUCAACUUGUUUUCAAUGUCGUAGGCAUACAUAAACUUAAUUUUUUAUGGGUAUGUUCAUAAACUUUAGCACUCAUAAGUUGGGAUCAUGCACCCAUAUGUACUAAGUGACUAUUGUGUUAGAUUAUUGGUCAUGCUUCCAAACUUGUAAUGAUGAAUUUGUUAAGAACCCAAAGUAUGAUAAUUGAUCUCGUAAUGACCAAAAAGUUUAUUGACCUCUAAACAAAGUGUAGUGGCCAUUUAUUUUAAUCAAUACAAAGCCAAGGCAAACCCAAACGAUCAAAAUACCCCUAGCAUCUGCCAAACACUCCAUAGAGGAAUAAACCUAAACCCCUUAUCCUCCUCAUCUCCCCCUAAUCUCCGUUAAUCGCCAUGGCCGGCCUCCAUUACAACUUCUUCCUCAGCGAUUUCUUCUACUCUUGCCCUAAGUCCGUCACCGUAGCCGAGCCGCAAACGUUAGCCAGACAUCGUCCCUCCAGUUAAAGCGACCCGACAGAGCAGUUACCACAGCAGGUUACCCUGCCAACCUCAUCAUCCACACCAACGACAACAAGUCCACCACUGCCAUAGAGUAUAAGAAGGAGAAGUACAAUCACCUUGAUGGGUAGCUGAUAAUAACCACCACCACAAUCCUCAAAUCCAUAGUAAUCGUGAUCUGCACUAAUUUGAUCCUCUUCUUAAUUAACUAAUAUAGUAAUAUGGUAUGACUUAGAUUUAGAUGAAUGAUUUAUGCAUGAUAUGAGAGUAUAACAAGCCAAUAUCAUAUACUAAGGGCAAUGUUUGCUAUUGUCAGAAAACAUUGAGCGUAAGUUCAUAUAUAAGUUUGCUUUCAUGAGACAUUGGGAAAACCAAACUAUUAGUUCAUAAAAUGUUAAACCGGCUAUAACUGAAAAAGAGAAACGAGAAGUCAUUCAACUUGUUUUCAAUGUCGUAGGCAUACUAAACUUAAUUUUUUUAUGGUUAUGUUUAUAAACUAUAUCACUCAUGAGUUGGGAUCAUGAACCCAAAAUGUUAUAAGCUAUAACAUAUGUCGAUAAACAAUUUGUAAUCUCUUGUUAGUGUCUAUAAGUGGCAGCAUACAGGCCACAUUUUUAGAAUUUUGUUAAACAUAUGCGCGAAAUUGCACUACCGUUUAACAAAUAUAGUAGUUCGAGCGAUUUAUUUGUAAUCGAAUAUACAAUUCCUAUGUUA